AUGCUGCUACUGCCGCUGCUGGUGGCCCUGCUCUGGCGGAGGGAGGCAGCCAGGGGCCAGAUGGGGCCUGGGGAGAAUUACAAGCUGCAGCUGCCGGAGCUGGUGACGGUGGAGGAGGGCCUGUGCGUCCACGUGCCCUGCUCCUUCUCCUACCCCUGGAAUGUCUGGGGCAUCUUUACCUCAACUCUGGGCUACUGGUUUCGGGAAGGGGCUGCGACAUCCAAGGAUGCUCCCGUGGCUACAAACAACCCAGACCGAGAAGUGCAGGAGGAGACCCAGGGGCGAUUCCAUCUCCUCGGGGACACCCGGGCCUACAACUGCUCCUUGGAGAUCAGAGACGCCAGGAGGAGGGACAGCGGUUCCUACUUUUUUCGGAUGGAACGAGGAAAUGUGGAAAACAAUUACAGGUCUAACCAGCUCUCCUUGCAUGUGACAGCCCUCAACCACACACCUGACAUCCUCAUUUCGGGGACCCUGGUGUCCGGCCACCCCGGGAAUCUGACCUGCUCUGUGCCCUGGGCCUGUAAGCGGGGCACGCCCCCCAUCUUCUCCUGGAAGGGGGCCACCGUCUCUUCCCACGUUCUCACAAAAGCCCUCUCCUCGGUGCUCACUCUCACUCCACGGCCCCAGGACCACGGAACCACGCUCACCUGUCAGGUGACUUUGCCUGGAGCUGAAGUGACCACAAUGAGGGUCGUCCGCCUCAACGUGUCCUACCCACCACAGAACCUGACUGUGACUGUCUUCCAAGGAAACAGCACAGCAUCCAAAGCCCAGGAGAACGGAUCCUCUCUUUCAGUCCGGGAGGGCCAGUCCCUGCGCCUGGUCUGCGUCGUCGACAGCAACCCCCCCGCCAGGAUCAGCUGGGCCCGAGGGAGCCUGACCCUGAGCACCUCGCCGCCCAGCCACCCGGAAGUGCUGGAGCUGCCGCGGGUGCUCAUGGGAGACGAAGGGGAGUUCACCUGCCGAGCUCAGCACGCCCUGGGCUCCCAGCACGUCUCUCUGAGGGUCUCGCUGCAGAGGCGGUCCACACGCCCGGCAGACGCGGUCCUGGUGGCCAUCUGGGAAGCGGCUGUCAAGACCCUGCUCCUCCUCCUCCUCUGUCUCCUGGGCCUCCUAGUGAGGUGCUGCACAAGGACGUCAGCCAGACCGGCAGGGGGCGUGUCAGAGGCAAAAGAAAUCCACCUUUAACCCCUCAGCACAGCUCAUCUUGAAGCCCGUCUCCUCCGGUCCUGACCCUGGUCUUUCCAGCAGCCUCAUCUCUUCCCUGAGUCACUGAACCCACCCACCUCCUGCUUCCUCUCGCUGGGAAACACGGCCCUCGGGUCAGAGGACUCACCAGAGAUGGUUCCGUCCACUUCCCGCACAGUCGGAGCAGCUGUGUUUCCUCCCCACGCAGGGGACGGAGGGGCCCACACCGCAGGCUGGAUUCGAAGUCCUGGCCGGCUCUUCCCUGCUGACGCUCCACCCAGAGUUUCUGUUUCGGAUGAUGAAAGCAUUCUGGAAAUCGACAGUGAUGAUGGUUGCACUAACAUGGGGAUGUUCUUACUGCCACUUAGGUGAACAUGUUAUUGUUUAGUUGCUGAGUCAUGUCCAUUUUCUUCAACGCCAUGGACUGUAGCUGCCAGGCUCCUCUGACAAUGGGAUUCUCCAGGCAAGAAUACUGAAGUGGGGACCUUAACAGAACCAUCACAAGCAAAGAAAUCGAAACUGUAAUCAGAAAUCUUCCAGCAAACAAAAGCCCAGGACCAGAUGGAUUCAUAGCUGAAUUCUACCAAAAAUUUAGAGAAGAGCUAACACCUAUCUUACUGAAACUCUUCCAGAAAAUUGCAGAAGGUAAACUUCCAAACUCAUUCUAUGAGGCCACCAUCACCCUAAUUCCAAAACCAGACAAAGAUGCCACAAAAAAAGAAAACUACAGGCCAAUAUCACUGAUGAACAUAGAUGCAAAAAUCCUUAACAAAAUUCUAGCAAACAGAAUCCAACAACAUAUUAAAAAAAUCAUACAUCAUGACCAAGUGGGCUUUAUCCCAGGAAUGCAAGGAUUUUUUAAUAUCUGCAAAUCAAUCAAUGUAAUACACCACAUUAACAAAUUGAAAGAUAAAAACCAUAUGAUUAUCUCAAUAGAUGCAGAAAAAGCCUUUGACAAAAUUCAACAUCCAUUUAUGAUUAAAACUCUCCAAAAAGCAGGAACAGAAGGAACAUACCUCAACAUAAUAAAAGCUAUAUAUGACAAAUCCACAGCAAGCAUUACCCUCAAUGGUGAAAAAUUGAAAGCAUUUCCCCUGAAAUCAGGAACAAGACAAGGGUGCCCACUCUCACCACUACUAUUCAACAUAGUUUUGGAAGUUUUGGCCACAGCAAUCAGAGCAGAAAAAGAAGUAAAAGGAAUCCAUAUAGGAAAAGAAGAAGUGAAACUCUCUCUGUUUGCAGAUGACAUGAUCCUCUACAUAGAAAACCCUAAAGACUCUACCAGAAAAUUACUAGAGCUAAUCAACGAAUAUAGUAAAGUUUCAGGAUAUAAAAUUAACACACAGAAAUCCCUUGCAUUCCCAUACACUAACAAUGAGAAAACAGAAAGAGAAGUUAAGGAAACAAUACCAUUCACCAUUGCAACAAAAAUAAAAUACUUAGGAGUAUAUCUACCUAAAGAAGCAAAAGACCUAUACAUAGAAAACUAUAAAACACUGAUAAAUAAAUCAAAGAGGACACAAACAGAUGGAGAAACAUACCGUGUUCAUGGAUUGGAAGAAUCAAUAUUGUCAAAAUGACCAUAAUACCCAAAGCAAUCUAUAGAUUCAAUGCAAUCCCUAUCAAGCUACCAACGGUAUUUUUCACAGAACUAGAACAAAUAAUUUCACAAUUUGCAUGGAAAUACAAAAAACCUUGAAUAGCCAAAGUAAUCUUGAGAAAGAAGAAUGGAACUGGAGGAAUCAACCUGCCUGACUUCAGACUAUACUACAAAGCCACAGUCAUCAAGACAGUAUGGUACUGGCACAAAGACAGAAAUAUAGAUCAGUGGAACAGAACAGAAAGCCCAGAGAUAAAUCCACGAACCUAUGGACACCUUAUCUUCAACAAAGGAGGCAAGAAUAUACAAUGGAAAAAAGACAACCUCUUUAACAAGUGGUGCUGGGAAAACUGGUCAACCACUUGUAAAAGAAUGAAACUAAAACACUUUCUAACACCAUACACAAAAAUAAACUCAAAAUGGAUUAAAGAUCUAAAUGUAAGACCAGAAACUAAAACUCCUAGAGGAGAACAUAGGCAAAACACUCUCUGACAUAAAUCACAGCAGGAUCCUCUAUGACCCACCUCCCAGGAUAUUGGAAAUAAAAGCAAAACUAAACAAAUGGGACCUAAUGAAACUUAAAAGCUCUUGCACUACAAAGGAAACUAUAAGCAAGGUGAAAAGACAGCCCUCAGAUUGGGAGAAAAUAAUAGCAAAGGAAGCAACAGACAAAGGAUUAAUCUCAAAAAUAUACAAGCAACUCCUGCAGCUCAAUUCCAGAAAAAUAAAUGACCCAAUCAAAAAAUGGGCCAAAGAACUAAACAGACAUUUCUCCAAAGAAGACAUACAGAUGGCUAACAAACACAUGAAAAGAUGCUCAACAUCACUCAUUAUCAGAGAAAUGCAAAUCAAAACCACAAUGAGGUACCAUUACAGCCAUUCAGGAUGGCUGCUAUCCAAAUGUCUACAAGCAAUAAAUGCUGGAGAAGGUGUGGAGAAAAGGGAACCCUCUUACACUGUUGGUGGGAAUGCAAACUAGUACAGCCGCUAUGGAAAACAGUGUGGAGAUUUCUUAAAAAACUGGAAAUAGAACUGCCAUAUGACCCAGCAAUCCCACUUCUGGGCAUACACACUGAGGAAACCAGAUCUGAAAGAGACACGUGCACCCCAAUGUUCAUCGCAGCACUGUUUAUAAUAUCCAGGACAUGGAAGCAACCUAGAUGCCCAUCAGCAGACAAAUGGAUAAGGAAGCUGUGGUACAUAUACACCAUGGAAUAUUACUCAGCCGUUAAAAAGAAUUCAUUUGAAUCAGUUCUAAUGAGAUGGAUAAAACUGGAGCCCAUCAUACAGAGUGAAGUAAGCCAGAAACAUAAAGACCAAUACAGUAUACUAACGCAUAUAUAUAUGGAUUUUAGAAAGAUGGUAACGAUAACCCUAUAUGCAAAACAGAAAAAGAGACACAGAGUACAGAACAGACUUUUGGACUCUGUGGGAGGAGGCGAAGGUGGGAUGUUUAGAGAGAACAGCACUGAAACAUGUAUAUUAUCAAGGGUGAAACGGAUCACCAGCCCAGGUUGGAUGCAUGAGACGGGUGCUCGGGGCUGGUGCACUGGGAGGAC
This is a messenger RNA of Dama dama (fallow deer), 4350 nucleotides long. RefSeq names its product sialic acid-binding Ig-like lectin 8. Gene Ontology annotation, biological process: cell adhesion. The transcript has 7 exons. Gene Ontology annotation, molecular function: sialic acid binding. NCBI's taxonomy places the organism in Eukaryota, Metazoa, Chordata, Mammalia, Artiodactyla, Cervidae. The coding region runs from base 1 to 1191 and encodes 396 amino acids. The record is from RefSeq and is a predicted model, not a curated record. Gene Ontology annotation, cellular component: plasma membrane.